Pseudocercospora fijiensis CIRAD86 is the source of this 582-nucleotide messenger RNA. RefSeq lists its product as uncharacterized. The annotation marks the transcript as partial. NCBI's taxonomy places the organism in Eukaryota, Fungi, Ascomycota, Dothideomycetes, Mycosphaerellales, Mycosphaerellaceae. The record is from RefSeq and is a predicted model, not a curated record. The transcript is spliced from 2 exons. Gene Ontology annotation, biological process: Golgi to endosome transport; Golgi to plasma membrane protein transport; protein localization to Golgi apparatus. Gene Ontology annotation, cellular component: Golgi membrane; trans-Golgi network.
CGACGACGACCACCGAGGCCGGGCGCACUCGCGGAUCUGGCCCCUUUGCGCAUCCUCACCCAGAUCGUGCUUUUGCAGAUGUUCUAUUAUAUGUCGGGCAUCGUGCUGAUUGUAUUCACCACCUUCGUCGCGGGGCGUCACAUGGAUCCGGGAUAUGUCUUUGACUGGAGAAAUGUGAGAGGAGAUGUGACUACUGGAUGGACUCUUGGACUGUGCUGGAUGCUGGACAGUCUGGUAACCGUGAUUCCUAUUCUCCUCCUGAUUGCGCGCUCAAAACUGGUUCCGGACUUUGUGCUUACUAUCCAUUUUAUCAAUCUCAUAAUCACCUCGCUAUACACACGCGCGAUACCUUCGAAUAUCACCUGGUGGCUUGUGCAGAUCGCGUCAUCUGCACUUAUGAUCUCGCUGGGCAUGUGGGCUUGUCAGUGGCGCGAACUCAGACCUAUGGCUUUUGGGGGAAAGCCGAAAGACGUAGCAGCAGCAGAGAACAGACACGCGCCAGAAGAAGGCGAAGGAUAUGAGAUGGGAAGUCGUUGCGACGGAGGACGAGAUGGCGCCGGAAACUACGAAAUGGUUGAAAUG